Helianthus annuus (common sunflower) is the source of this 621-nucleotide messenger RNA. RefSeq lists its product as uncharacterized. NCBI's taxonomy places the organism in Eukaryota, Viridiplantae, Streptophyta, Magnoliopsida, Asterales, Asteraceae. The coding region runs from base 1 to 621 and encodes 206 amino acids. The record is from RefSeq and is a predicted model, not a curated record. The transcript has a single exon.
AUGAAUUGUUUAUCAUUAAACGCUCGUGGGAUUAAAGGUAAAGGGAAAUCGGGCUGGAUUAGCGGUUUGAGGUUGUCUCAGGGGGUUGACUUUUUGGCAAUACAGGAGUCUAAGACUAAGGAUCUGUCUCAGCGGCCUAUCUCUAGUUGUUGGGGUAAUUCUUCGUUUAACUGCGAAUUUGUAAAUUCAGAUGGUAUUGUGGGGGGGGGUCUCAUCUCAUGGUGGGACCCAUCCUGUUUUCGGGUUUCUGGUGUUUUUAAGUCGAAGCAUGUUUUAAUUAUUUCGGGGCUGUUGAUCCAUUCGGCUGUUCAUGUGAAUGUAGCUAAUAUUCAUGCUCCCAAUGAUCCGUCUAGUAGAAGGGCGUCUUGGUAUGAGUUGUUGCUGUAUAGGCGCUCUUUGUUGGGGCUUUGGAUUUUACUGGGAGAUUUUAAUGAGGUUAGGAGCUCGGAUGGAAGGAUAAAUUCUGAAUUUUUUUCUCAGAAUGUGAUCGCCUUUAAUGAUUUUAUUCGGGAUACGGAGCUGGUUGAGUAUAAUUAUUCUGGGCUAAAGUAUACUUAUAUGUCGGCGAAGGGUGAUAAGAUGAGUAAGCUGGAUAAGUCUUGGUGUGUAAAGAAUUUAUGA